GUUAGAUUCCUUAUAUAAUUAGUACAAUUAAUAUUCAUAUAAAUUUUCAACCUUGGAUUCUUCGGAAUUUAUGUAUUGGCUGUAUAUUGAUUUAAGUAUCAUUUCUAUAAACCUUCUUACAUUUAACUCAGUUUUUGGUAAAAGUUAUGAAGAAAUUCUAGCGAAUCAUUUAAUCAAUCAACCUAAUUUAUGGUUGCAACCAUCUGCAUGUCCUCAUAUUUGUCAGAAGCCCCUUCUUGUUAAUCUAACAUAUAAUCUUAUACAAGUAGUAAAGUUGUCGCAUUCAGAUGAAACACUUAUAAUAUCUGGAUGGUUUACAAUAAGGUGGAUGGAUUACCGUCUGAAGUGGAAACCACGAGAUUUUGGCGAUUUACAAAAUAUACUGAUUUUUAAGAGUAAACAAUUAUGGAGACCUGAUUUAGCAUUUGGAAACCGUAAAAAGAACGGGCUGUUUGAUUUGGCUUCGGGCAAUAAUGCAUCGCGUUUGAUGGUUGAGUCCGAUGGUUACGUAACAUGGUUACAUGGUUCAGUUUUAGAACUAUCUUGCCCUCUUGAUAUGACUAAAUUACCAUUUGACAGACAAAAAUGUUAUCUGGUUUUGACUACACUAUAUAGUACAAUCAAACAAUUAGAAAUCAAUCUAAAAAUCGAUCAUUUAAGUAUUGAUAACAGUUUUAUGCCCAACGCUAAUCAUAGUGAAUGGAUAAUUGAGGAAAUUGGUUAUCAUUCUUCUGUAUACUUGAGGCAAACUAACUCAAAAUAUCAAUAUUUGGUAAUAUCUAUUAAACUGAAACAUGAACCCUUGUACUUUGUUACAUUUGUUGUCGCACCAUUCACAUUGAUUUCAACGUUAACAUGUUCAAUAUUUACAUUGAGUUAUCCAAGUGAUCGGUUAGCUACUGCAUUAUCAUUAUUCUUUGGUGCAACUGUAUAUGUUAUUACUGUGUCAUCAAACACACCUCGAUCUGUGAGCCAGAUACCACUUUUAGGAAUUUAUAUAUUGAAUCAGCUAGGUUUCAUGGGUUUGGCGACUAUCGUUGCUGUUGUGAAUAAUCAUUUUGCUCAAUGGAACAGUCGUUUAGUAUGCUUCGUGAGACCUUUUAAAAAGGAAUAUUCAACAAAAAAUCAAAAGAUCAAGCUUUGCGAAGAGUCUUCGAUUAAAAAUCAGUCUUCUGUAAGCUUUGUGAUCGUAAUAAUUGUCGUCGUCAAUAUCGACAACAACUAAUUUACUAUCCUCCUACGGAUUAUCAUGAAAAUUUGGCGUCACAAUAUGAUACUGAUUUUUCACUGACCAGUAGUAUAAAAGGAUAUGAUCAUUACUAUUUGACAUCCUUGAUAGAUUUAUUAAGUAUACUGAUCUACCUAACAUUGUCCACAUGGAACUGGAUUUAUUGUUUUUAUGUAUUGCCUAAUUAAUAAAUAUUUUCAUUAUACAAUGCAUCUUACUUGACAUCUGUAUACAGUUUACUGUUAAAUUAACUGUUCAUUUAAUGUUAUAAUUGUUUGUUUUGCAUGUUUAAAGGUAAUAUUAUACGUAGCUUUACAAUGAGGUUUUGUACUUGCCAAUUUUCAUCGGCAAUCAUAUAUUUCUUUGACGUGAUUAGUUUCUCCUAAUUUGAUUUAACAUUUUUCAGUAAAUCUUCACUUCACUUUACUUAGUUGACAAAUAUAUAUUCUUGGAAAUAAAUAAUUAUGCUUUUCGUAAAUUCAAAUAUUCAGAUCUGUUAUUCUUUAAUUAUAUUUUAGUAAUGGAUAAUAUAUAAUUGAUUAAUUCUGGCUCGAUCGAGCACAUAUACGAUAAAUACUGACUAGUUCAUUCAAAAGAAUGAAAUGAUUUGUGGAAUAAAUCAUUAAAUCAUGUAAUAAAAAUAUGAUAUACCUAACAAUUUUCACUAUUGCCUGAUGUUUUUCAAUCAAUUUUGUGGAUUAUUAUGUUCUUUGUUAAAAUCAGCUUUGCUGGUAAUAAGAAUAUCAUACAACAGAAUAUCUGUCAGCUCACAACCUUUCAUUACUUUUAUUUUGUAAAGUAACACUAAGAGUAGUGAUCAAUGAACGAAUAUAUUUAGAUUAUAACUUUUUGGGAGUGAUCAGUAACAUAAAACUUAACGACUGUCACAGACGAACAAUAUUUCAGACAUAUUGUAACAAUAAUUAGGAAUAAAGUGCAAGGCCAUUAAUACGUCUGUUAGAAUGGUAAUA
Molecule: messenger RNA, 2199 nt
Organism: Schistosoma haematobium
Lineage: Eukaryota; Metazoa; Platyhelminthes; Trematoda; Strigeidida; Schistosomatidae
Exons: 5
Coding region: 71-1225 (384 amino acids)
Biological process (GO): nervous system process; signal transduction; regulation of membrane potential
Cellular component (GO): neuron projection; membrane; synapse
Molecular function (GO): extracellular ligand-gated monoatomic ion channel activity; neurotransmitter receptor activity; transmembrane signaling receptor activity
Source: RefSeq, a predicted model, not a curated record